AUGGAAGCUUUAUCUUGUAUGUUGAAGAAAGCUAAAGAGAUUGGUAUUCUUAAAGGUAUCAACUUUACCGAUCAGGAAGCCGACAUUACGCAUUUAUUCUAUGCAGACGAUGCUCUCAUUUUGGGAGAAUGGUCUCGCGAGAACCUCGAGAACACGGCUCGGAUAUUGAGGAUUUUCUAUAUUUGCUCGGGUCUUCGCAUAAAUAUUCAUAAGUCAAAAUUAUUUGGAGUUGGCACCAAGGAUAAUGAAGUUGAUAACAUGAUGGAGGUUUUGGGGUGUAAGCGUGGGGCUUAUCCAUUUGUUUAUUUAGGGAUCCAAGUUGGCGCUAAUAUGUCCCGGAUUAGCAAUUGGAAUGUGGUAAUCGAAGUGGUAAAGAGACGUCUAGAGUCUUGGAAGGCUAGGACAUUAUCUAUAGGAAGACGUUUGAUUCUUAUUAAAUCAGUUCUCGAAAAUCUUCUGAUUUAUUAUUUUUCUCUCUAUCAAGCUCCUAUGGCGGUUAUCAAUAGCAUUAAAUCCAUUAUGAGGCGAUUUUUAUGGGCGGGCUCUAGUGAAGAAAAAAAGAUUCCUUGGGUAGCUUGGGAUGUGAUCGCGAGACCAAAAAACAACGGUGGUUUGGGUAUAAGUUGA
Molecule: messenger RNA, 627 nt
Organism: Helianthus annuus (common sunflower)
Lineage: Eukaryota; Viridiplantae; Streptophyta; Magnoliopsida; Asterales; Asteraceae
Exons: 1
Coding region: 1-627 (208 amino acids)
Source: RefSeq, a predicted model, not a curated record